Molecule: messenger RNA, 4608 nt
Organism: Ciona intestinalis (vase tunicate)
Lineage: Eukaryota; Metazoa; Chordata; Ascidiacea; Phlebobranchia; Cionidae
Source: RefSeq, a predicted model, not a curated record
GGUUUGCCAAUGAAUAAGCAAUAAACUAACGAGUAGUAGUUAUUUGAUUUAAUAUUCGUUUGCGAUCAGGUCUCUUUUAAAACAAUAAAAUAUUUAUUACGUACUCCCCUCUUGCGCCCCUUCGCACGCUACCUCAGGUCCGGAAUUUCGUGAAUUCCUAUCAUAUGAAAGAAAUUCAAACAUUCUUCGCACGCUCUCGUGUUUACACUACGGCGGUUGUUGGUUCGUAACUCUCUGCUAAAAAGCGGUUCGUUGGGUUAUGUGAUAAAUUUCAUUGAGUUAUUUAGUAAUCAACAUAAAAACGGUUGUGAGACAGCAGGUUGACUCCAAUUUUUUUUAGUAAUUUCGUAUUUAUACUGUAUAUAAAGAUUAAAUUAGUAAAAAAAAAUCUUGUUCUAUUUGAUUUAAUUAUGUGUUUUAGUCUUAAUAGUUAGUACCAUUUUUUAGUGAUUUGACUGUCAUAAAUGUGCAUUAGGGUGACUUUGUUAAAAAAAAGUCUCCAGCGUUUGACAAAAAAAGAUGAAAGCUAAAAAGGAUCAGUUUAUAGUUAAUUGUGGAUUUAGUUAAUUUUAUUAAUGCAAAACCGGAUUAUUUUACAACAAGCUCCUGUUCUGGUCAUAUUGUGGAAUAAUGGUGUUAACAACAACCAGCGAGAGUGGUAAUAACACAAAACUUCUAACAUCAAGAAAGAAUGCAAAUGUCAUUUUGCAUCAUAUACGUCAGUAAAUGCAACAGAUGGUUCAAAUUGAAUGAAAUCAGCAACUGAAUCAACCGGAUUAAAGUUUGAAGUCUUCUUCAUCUAUAUAAACUGUCCAGCAGACUUAAAAUCAGCCAUUUUGUUGAAAAAAGUGUACCGUUGUUUUGGGGAUUUCAAAAUUCUGGGAUUAAUUGGCAAGUGGGGUCAUAAUUUACAAGUUGCUAUGAGAGAAACAAUGAAUUUUGUGUACCACAAAUGGAAAAUGUUUAACAACUGAUCAAUUCACUCAACAUGUUGAUGCAAAACCUUAAACUACUAAAACUGUUUCAUCUGAUACCUUCAGAAAAACCUGCUAAAAUGAUGAUGUCAUCUUUUUGAAGAUAUAAACACAAUGUUUUAUGCAAGGAUAAGUAUUCAAACUUUUGACCUAAUUUUAUCAAAACUAAGUAAAAUUGAUUUGUUCUUUUUGGCAGGACUUUUUUAAAUUUUAACUACAUAUACAUAUUGUAUCUGCUUGUAAGUUAUAGUAAUAUUUAAUUUUACCCAUACUGAAUAAUUUAGGCAUUUGAUCAGUGUCUAUUGUUCAGGCAGAUUAAAAUUAUAUUGAAAAAUAGAAGGCAUCCCAAGCUUUUUCCCAAAGUAUGUUUUUUUGCAUUGUCGCAGAACUCUGUUUCUUCUAGAAAACUGGUUUCCAUCAACAUUUCGACUAACUUUGUUUCCCACUGGCUAUGCAUAACUUAUUUUAAUUGUGAGAAAUACUAAUAAAAAUAAAAGUUGUAAGAUGCGACAAAUAUUCUUAAUGGAAAAUUCAAUCAUGCUGCAUUUUAACUUAAAUUAUGCUUUAUGACCAGUAACCUAUAUGUCAUCAACAACAAAAUAGGUGGACAAAACUCUUACAAUAAAUAAAUUAAACUAUUUAAAAAAUGUAUAUACGUAUUCAUUUUUUCUGAUUAGUUAAUUAGCCUAAUUUUGGCCGAACCAGAUUUAUAGGUUUCUGAUAAAAAUGUUCCUUGUCUGCGCAUGCGCGGUGCCUGGUGGGAACCAGAUUUCCAGGGGAACCAGAUAUCUGCGACAGCGGCAGUCGUAUUUUAAAAGAAAUGUUAUGAGCUUUUUGUGGUCGUCCUAAAACUGUAUGGGCCCCGAUUCGUCCCAGUUUGGGAACCCUGCCGUAGGGGAUAAAAAUGUUGGCUUCAUAUAUUUAUCCUUAUUGUAUUUCCCUUGCUUUCCUUUGUUUAUGGGCCUUUUAUGCUAAGAAUAAAUAAUAAGUUUAUUUAGUUUUUGGUGGUAGGCCUAAUGCCUUAGUGCCUUUUUAUAAUUAGUUAAUGCUUUAUGAUUUUACAAUUUUAGUGUAGAACUUUUAAGAUGUGUUUACUGUUGGUGUGUCUGAUUUUUUCAUGGUUGUAUUAAUUUUUUCAAUCCGCAUUUUUUUAGAAAUGUUUUGUGUAAAAGAUUUAGUAGGCCUAUGUCAGGAUGCAGCUUUAAUGUAUGUAUCAGCAAGUUAAAAUGCAUGAAAAAAAUCAGUAAGGCAAUGAGGGCAUUAUGCAUGUGCGCAUUUAUCUCUCUAUUCCCUUUGAUUUGAAAGAUCUUUUCAACCAAACUUUUAACUCCUGUGAUUUAAUAGGAGAUACCAAGUAAGGUUGGGGUGAUGAUCUUUGAAAUAGUAAUCACCAUUUUGGCGGCAGUGCUCUUGCACUGGCUCGUUAACUUUCUGUUCAAUCCAUGGCGUUAUCCGCCAGGUCCGGCGGGGAUUCCCGUGAUCGGAAGUCUCCACUUGGCGGCACCAGACUUCCACAGAAAACUGCCUAAACUUGCUAGAAAGUAUGGACCCAUUUUCACUAUUACAGCUGGGUAUAGACGCGUGGUGUUUCUUGUUGGCUAUGACUUAAUUAAAGAAGUUAUCACUGACAGAGCAAAAGAUUUUGCAUCAAGAUGUCCCAACAUGCCAGGAAGAAUUGUCCGUGGAGAAGGUUUAGAUGGCAUUGCUGCAGCCCCAUAUGGUCCCAAAUGGAUGGCAAAUCGUAAGUUCUUUUACUCUGCCAUGCGCACCAUGGGGUUGGGAAAACGUGGGAUAGAAAAAUGUGUGGUUGAUGAAAUUCCCUACAUUGUUGAAGAACUUGAGAAGCUUUGCGCCAAAAAUGAGUUGUUUGAACCAUCGAGUGUAUUUGACUCCGCUGUACUGAAUGUGCUUGCAUAUUUCACUUUUGGAAACAGAUACUCCUAUCAAGACGAGAAAUUUAAAGAGCUGAUUCACAUCAAUAAUGAUUUCUUUCAAAAAGCAAAGUUUCUGAAUCAGCCACUAUUCUUCCUCCUUAGUUUGGUACCUGGCCUGCAUAAGUACUGGCUUCCUCAAUGUGGAAAAGAUCUAAAAGAAUCAGUUGGGAAAAUCAACAAAUUUGUAAAAGCUGAGAUUGAACAACAUCGACAAAAUCUUGACCGCAAAAAUCCAAGAGAUUAUAUUGACUGUUAUCUCAAAGAGCUCGAUCAGAUGAAUGAUCAAAGCGAACUAUCGGAGCUUGGUUUGGAAAUGUCGAUCAUGGAUUUAUUUCAAGCUGGAACUGAAACUACGUCAACUACUUUACGUUGGGCAAUCUUAUACAUGGUUAACAACCCAAAUAUACAAAAGAAGGUCCAGCAAGAGAUUGAUGAUGUGUUGGGUUUUGACCGACUUCCCCAAUAUGAAGAUCGCAUGAGAAUGCCAUAUUGUGAAGCAACUGUUCUAGAAGUACAAAGAAUGGCAACCAUUGCACCAAUUGGUUUGCAACACUGUUCGGAGGAAGACCAGAUGUUGGGUGGUUAUCGCAUCCCAAAACGCACAAGCAUAAUGGCAUGCUACCAUUCUAUUCAUUUUGAUCCAAAAUUUUGGAAAAAUCCCAACGAAUUUGAUCCAUGCAAUUUUCUUGACAGUAAUAAAAAAGUUUGUAUUCCUGAUGCAUUUAUGCCGUUUGGUGGAGGACUACGCAUUUGUGUUGGAAUGAAUAUUGCGAAACAAGAACUCUUCCUUUUCUUUGUGGCGAUCCUCCAAAAGUUUUCCCUGCAUCUUCCGGAUGGUGUGGAUCAUCUUGAUGAAGAAUCUGGAUCAGGAAUCACGCUUGCUCCAAAGAUCUAUCAAGUAAAGAUAAAACGCAGAGCAUAAUUUAACACAGGGCUUCCAAACUUAUACCCCUUUAAUCUCCCAACCUUUUCUCUUGAGGCUUUUUGGUUAAUAGUAUAUUAUAUGCAAACUUCUUUAAUCCCAUCACCUUUUCUGUGAGGAUGUUUGGUUAAUAACAUAUUAUAUGCAAUCGCAUUUCAUCUCCUAACCUUUUUUGUGGGUUUUUUUGGUUGAUAGCAUAUUACAUGCAGUACAUAGUGUAAAAUUAUUAUACUCUCGGUGACCCCUGAAUGUCUGUUACCCCCUGUUUCAGAAGCCCUGCCCUAACACAUGCUUUGAGCCUUAACAUAAUUCCUGCAACAUUCGAACAAAGUUACUAAUAUGCACAUAAAAUUAAUGCACUAUAUUUUCUUCAUAUUUCAUGUGAUAUCUAUACAAUAUUACACUAAUCGGUAAUUAUAUAUUAUGAAAUUUCUAAUACCUAUACAAUAUUAAGUUAGCUUUUUGUGUCUGAUAAUGUUGACUUAUCUAGUACCCUUUAUAAGUUCCUGCGUGAAACAUAGGCUUUUUUAAAGUUGUAUACGAAAAUAUUAUGGUACAUGAAAGUCUUACAGUUCAUAUAAAUGUUAAAUACCUAUGCACUUAAAUGUCUACAAUGGUACAUGAAGAUACAGCGUUGAAAUUAUUCUAAAUGUGUUUUUUUCAUUAAUGCAAUUGACACUUCAUGCAAAUAAAUUAACAAAAAAUACUUUAGUUUUCUGUAAGAUUGAGGUAGGAGUACGAAGCCCUUUAGGAUGAAUGUAACUUCCGAGUGUUCUGU